Molecule: messenger RNA, 7449 nt
Organism: Pteronotus mesoamericanus
Lineage: Eukaryota; Metazoa; Chordata; Mammalia; Chiroptera; Mormoopidae
Gene: CREB3L2
Product: cAMP responsive element binding protein 3 like 2
Exons: 12
Coding region: 381-1943 (520 amino acids)
Biological process (GO): regulation of transcription by RNA polymerase II
Molecular function (GO): DNA-binding transcription factor activity, RNA polymerase II-specific; cAMP response element binding
Source: RefSeq, a predicted model, not a curated record
UGAGGCGCUCUGGGGAGUCUCAAAGUUUGUGUCUGGAACGGUAGUGGAAAGUGGGCUUAACGAGAAGGCAUUUUCUUGGGAUGAGAGCUGUUCUCCUAUCUUCUUUUUGGAUGCAUACCCUCCUUUAACCCCGUCAGCCUUCGCCCGAUUCCUCGACAGCCUGUCUCCCCCGGGGAUUUUCGGAUCUCCGAGGACACCGGACGGGGAGCCCUUGGCAGUCCUCUCUCAGGCAGGGGAGCGAACGUUUUCCUUCCUAAGUGCAUAAGCUACACGCACACACGCGCACACACACGCGCGGAGCCGGAUCUCGCCCUCCGAGGCGGUUCUGCACGCUCCCCUUCUGCGCUCAGCAUCCUAGGCCCAUCGCGCCUCGGACCACCAUGGAGGUGCCCGAGAGCGGGGAGCAGAGCGUCCUGCAGUGGGACCGCAAGCUGAGCGAGCUGUCAGAGCCCGGGGACACCGAGGCUCUCAUGUAUCACACGCACUUCUCAGAACUUCUUGAUGAGUUUUCCCAGAACGUCUUGGGUCAGCUCCUGAAUGACCCUUUCCUCUCAGAGAAGAGCGUGUCCAUGGAGGUGGAGCCGUCCCCCACGUCCCCGGCGCCUCUCAUCCAGGCCGAGCACAGCUACUCUCUGUGUGAGGAGCCUCGGGUGCAGUCGCCUUUCACGCACGUUACCACCAGCGACAGCUUCAAUGACGAUGAGGCGGAAAGCGAGAAGUGGUACCUGUCCGCAGACUUCCCUUCGGCCACCAUCAAGACUGAGCCGAUCACGGAGGAGUCAGCCCCCGGCCUCGUUCCCUCCGUCACCCUGACCAUCACGGCCAUCUCCACGCCUUUUGAAAAGGAGGAAACACCUCUGGAAAUGAACACCGGGGUCGAUUCCUCAUGCCAGACAAUCAUCCCUAAGAUUAAGCUGGAGCCUCAUGAAGUGGAUCAAUUCCUCAACUUCUCCCCUAAAGAAGCCUCCGUGGACCACCUGCACCUGCCGCCCACCCCUCCCAGCAGCCACAGCAGUGACUCAGAGGGCAGCCUGAGCCCCAACCCGCGCCUGCACCCCUCCGGCCUGCCUCAGACCCACAGCCCUGCCAGGGCCGUGCCGCGGGCCCCCUCCACGCUCUCCAGCUCCCCGCUUCUCACCGCGCCUCACAAACUGCAGGGCUCUGGCCCGCUGGUGCUCACAGAGGAGGAGAAGAGGACCCUGAUCGCCGAGGGCUAUCCCAUCCCCACCAAAUUGCCCCUAACGAAGUCAGAGGAGAAGGCGCUGAAGAAAAUCCGGAGGAAAAUCAAGAAUAAGAUUUCUGCCCAGGAAAGUAGGAGAAAGAAGAAAGAGUACAUGGACAGUUUGGAGAAAAAGGUGGAGUCUUGUUCAACGGAGAACUUGGAGCUUCGGAAGAAGGUGGAGGUCCUGGAGAACACCAAUAGGACUCUCCUCCAGCAACUCCAGAAGCUGCAGACUUUGGUGAUGGGCAAGGUUUCUCGCACCUGCAAGUUGGCCGGCACGCAGACUGGCACCUGCCUCAUGGUCGUUGUGCUAUGCUUUGCUGUGGCAUUCGGCAGCUUCUUUCAGGGCUAUGGGCCCUAUCCUUCGGCCACCAAGAUGGCUCUGCCCAGCCAGCAUUCCAUGCCGGAGCCGUACGCAGCCUCCGUCGUGAAAUCCAGGAACCUGCUGAUCUACGAGGAACACUCUCCGCUGGAGGAGCCGUCCAGCCCGGCCUCGGCAGGGGAGCUCGGGCGCUGGGACAGGAGCCCCUCCCUGCUCCGGGCAUCGGGGCUGGAGUCCAUGCCGGACGUGGAUCUUCCCCGCUUCAUUAUCUCGAACGAGACCAGCCUGGAGAAGUCAGUGCUGCUGGAGCUGCAGCAGCACCUGGUCAGCGCCAAACUGGAGGGGAACGAAACACUCAAAGUUGUAGAACUCGACAGAAGAGUGAACGCCACCUUCUGAGAGGCAGUCUCCGCCUCCCUCUUCCUCUCCGCUCUGCUUUUACGUCCCCAAACCACCUUUGUCAUAAGCUUCCCCUUUUCCCCACUGAUGUGGAUGAAGAUCUGGGUGAGCUGUCAUGGCUUUGGAUGGGAGGACAGCCUGGGAUCGCCACCUGCGGUGAGAGUGCCUUCCCUUCCUGUCCCAGGUCCCUUCCUGCAGACGGAGCCUGGCAUCUCUCCCUCGGUUCCGCUUGCUGCCGUAGGAAAUUACGCUAGGGCCGGGGUGGGACAAGCGGGCUUGUUUCUACCGAUAGUGCCGAAGAGAUGCUGCCUGGUUCUCGCCUGCGGGUGUGAACCCCUCUCUGAAGAAAGGAUGACUCAUUCAUUGGAGACCCCAGACUCCAGCCGUGAAAACACCAGGAUGCCUGUUGGGAUCUGGCAAAGCACUGACUGAUAUCCCGCCUCACUCAGCCUGGGUCUCCUGUGUGUCCGCCCCCUCCCCACCCCCACCAGCCCUGGAAGUGCCAGGCUGGCCCGUGAGCACCCCCUGCCACUCUGCUCUGUCCAAGCCCUCAAGCCCUUGCCUGCCGUCCUCUGGCUCUGGAGCAAGGGCGCCCCCUUCACCUUCUCAGGCCGCAAGUGCAAUGCCUGACGGAAUCAGGCUCUUCUACCCCAGGCAAACCUGCCCCGUCUGUUGCUUGUAGGACUUCUCCAUAACCUGUGUUCCCACACGCCCAUAGAUCCGCCUCCCUGGCUUCUCCUCCCCGUUUGUAAAUAGUAUUUAUUAGCUUGCCGAGGCUUCCUGCUCGCAACCACACUGAAGAGAUCAGAUGCCUCCCUCCAAGCGCGCCAAGCCUUCCGCUGGGCUUUGGCGCUAGGAGGGCCGCUCAGGCCCGGGGACCCCCAGUCCUCCAGGACACGAUUCCUUCUCUCCUUUUUACCGGAGGCCUCUCGCUGUAGUUAGGACGUCCCUGCGAGCAGCUGCCCUCCUGUAGAAUGAGCUGAGAGGAAAAGAUGGCUCAGGCCUGUGAUCUGUGGCCAGAUGCUUGGUCCGUCCUGUGUCCACCACAGAGAAGGGAGGCCCCGUCCCUGACAACAGCUGUUCCGGACAACCUUGCCGUGCCAGCUCGUCUCCCCACACCCGCUCCCGGCCCCUCCCCUGCUGCCCCCUGCACCUGCUGUACCCUCCUCUUCUGCCUCAGCAGGAGGUGGGCCUGAGGUCAGUUCCUGGGGUCGGAGUAGGUGACAUUUGUGUGUCCACAGUCUUACCUUUUAUAGUCAGGUUUGGCUACUUUGCAGCUCACCCAAAGAGACAUAACCUAACCCCCCAACCUACUUUUUUUUUUAAGGAUUAAAGUAACUUUUGUAGUUAAAGGAAAAAAUCUUUCCUCUUUCAUACAGCUAAAAAUGGAAAUUGCCUUUUUAUUGUACAAUGUAGAAAGUUUUCCUUAAGUGUUUUCCCUAGCUUGUGAAAGAUUUUGUGUAGAAGCAUUUUGUACUUUAUUUUUAGUAGAAGCUAAAGGGCCUCUAGCUUUAACUCCUCUCUCUCUCUGUCUCUCUCUGUCUGUCUCUCUCUCUCUCUGUCUCAUCUACAUUGUUAUUGGAACCUGUACUUAAGAGGGAUUAAGCCCACGGCUGGGCCUUCCAUCCUCUGUCAGAUACAGGAUUGGGGAUCAUUAACAUUUGCCAUCAUACCUCGUAAGCAUAUCUGUUUGUCCGCCGGCCCAGGGAAAGCUGGGGCUCCCUGUCAGUGACCCCUGUGUCUCCCCACUGUGAUGGAGGGUGUCCCAGCCUGGGGAGCGGCCCGCGCAUCUUCUCAGCAGGAUGUGACAGCAGAGUGGGGACCGGGGGUCCUGGCCGCCCCGGGGGUCCUCUGCACGGUUCUCACUGUCUCUGCCAUUGGCCGGGAGGGGCUGAGCCUGUCUGGGCUGCGUGGGUACAGGCGCUGCUGGCCUGCCUCCCGCGCCGGCUUCUCUUCACUCCCUUCUCCUCUUCUGCUCUGGGUCCUCCUGGGCCUGGCUGGUGUCUGGUAACCAUGGGCCACUGCCGACCCAUCCCUCUCGGUAAAAUGUCAUGCAACUGUCAGGCGUAGGCAACUUGUGAGGGCACAAGCAGGGAAAAGAGAUAGAAUUAGCUCGUGCAGUAUUUGGACGGUAGGAAAGGAAAGGUUUCCUAGUUAAGGGCGGAGGUGGGAGAAUGGGUUCACCUACCCCUCUGCCGCCCUGGAACCAGAUCAGGGUUUUAAGGCUCGUCAAUUGGCCAGAGUGGAAAACCCGCCCUCCUGAAAGGGGAGGGAGAAGGAGGGGGCCGGCCGUGACCUUAGUGCCUCGAGGAUUUCAUUUUCUCCCCCAUCUUCCCUUUUUUGACUUCACUCUCUCCAAUGUAUAGUUCAUGUAUCAGAGAGAUGUACACUCAACACCUAUAUGAUCCUUCUAACCAGUGGCACCGCAAUAAAUUCAAUAAAAAAAUAAAUACAUGGCUACACGCUCUCUCCAGACCUCCAUGCACCCGGGCCUCCUCUCUGGGAAACCAUUUUUCUGAACGGAAUCUGUAUCUAUAGACACGAGACAGACUGAGAGCUCAAAUGGCCAUUUUAAGGGGGUUCCAAGAACCAAUAUUGCCACUGUGUUGAGAAAAACUUGGGCCCUCCCCUCCCUGCUUUGGUGAGUAAAGGAAACUAAACAGUUAUUCCUUCAGGAAUGUGCCAUGGGGACAAGAGACAUAGAAGAGUUGGAUAACAGUAGGUGGGUCCCAAACAGUUAGUGGAUGUGUGCAUGUUUUCUGUCCCAGGGAUAAGCCCAGAAUAUCAAUGGAUUUAUUUCCCUCACAGAGUAGCCCCGGUGAGCCCUGAUGAUUUCAAACAGGCGUAGGCCUUGUCUUCCAAAUUUUAGUUUUGGAAAACACGAGACCGUUAGUGCAACCACAAACAAUAGACGAUAAAUAUGUUGGUUCUACAUACGCUGAUUAUAUAUUACAUCAUGCAAACAGGUUUUCCUCUUCCCUGUCUUUGAUUAGCCCCUUUGAAGGAGACUCUUACAAAAAUUCAGGGAACAGGUACUUUUUCACUGGAUGAGACCUGAGUAACCCAGACCCCCUGGGGCGGUUCUUUUCACAGCUCUCGACUUUGCACUUAGAAAUAGAUAUGGAGAAUCGAAGGCCUCAGUUCCCGCUUUGGGAAAGGUUCCUGUGAAGUGUUAGGACUCUGGAGCCUAGCUCACAUAAAGAGAGUGUUACAUAAAAAUCCGACAGCUGAACCAGGGAGCCCCUUUAGGGCAGGAGGUGGGUGUGAGGUCUGACACCAGCGUGGGCGAAAUGAGAUGACCUUUUCGUUUAUAUCAACGAUUUUGAUUUGGAGACCUAAUUUGUCAAUCGUGAAAGCAGCUUUUAGCUCAACGUAUUUACAAACCAACUAUAAAUACCAUGUUUUUUGAAUUCCUAAAUCUCUCGGUUUAGCCCGAAUGCCAAAAGAGGGCUAUGACUCUCAUGUGCCCGUAGAAUGGGAGCGUUGAGCUGAUUCGUCUUUAUUCAGGCAGUGAGUCAGUGUCCAGAAUUUUGUCACCAGUGUUUUAUUUAAAUUCUCAGCCCUUCAUGGCUCCUUCCUGCCACAUCACCAAACCAAGCAAAACCACAAAAACAAAAUCCAAGGCCUGUCGGGCCAGCUCCUCUCAACACGCCUGUCAUCUGUCAUGGGAGAGGGGGAGUUUAGCGCUUGCACAAAUGGAGACGCCCCACAGAGGAGCGGGGCCGCCUGUGCUGGCCCUGCUCACAUCGCAGCCUGGAGAUGGCCUCCUCUUGUCUGCCAUGGCGCACUCGCUUGGUUCUGUCGAGCCCUGUCUUUGAGAACCUUUGUUAAAGACACCCGUGUGCCUACCUGCCGUGCUGCCCUGUGAGGCGCUUAGCAGGUAGUGCCCCAGGGAGAGUCAUUUUAUUUGGAGGCUUUUCAGCUGCAACAAUUAGGAAGCAUGUGGCAGGGCUGUUACAGGACAGAGCAGGGGCUGUGAAGGACCUAGAGACAGAUUUCAGGUCUUUCACUCAUUGAUUCAUUCCCUUCCUCCUGAGGAACAGCAGUGCCCAAGGCCGUGGGGAAGAAGAGGGGUCAGGAAAUGUCAUUAAGCAAUAGCUAUUCAAACACGCAAAUGCUAGGAUUCCCUCUCUCUCUGUCUCCCCCAUUCCCCCGUUUGUCUUAGACACUCGUUUGUGCCUUACAGGUGCCUUAUGUAUGAGUCCAGGAUGACUGAGGACUUUUGUCCCUGGGAAAUAUUAUAUAUAGCCUUGUAGUAUUAGAUUGAAGUGGUUGUGGGAGAAAUAAUCUUUCUAAAGGCUCAAAAAUGGUUUUCUAAAAGUGAACAAUGAUCUGAUUUGUACAUCAGGAGAAAACAAUCAGGGCUUUGUCCAUUAAGAAAAUCCCAUUUCGUUGAGGUGUAAUCACAUCAAAAAUGACCAGUCGGGAUUAAGGGUAUUAUAACUCCAUAUAGCAGAACAUUUUCUCGGUGCAAAGGAGCUGGGCCCAUUUGGGGAUUAACGUUUGAUACCUCCAUGGCAAAAGAGUCAGCACUUAGCCCAGGAAAAAACCCAUGUGUUGUUUCCUUUAGUCAUCUGAGGCGACUUAAAUUUCAGGAGUGCUUUAUUUUCUCUUGGUUUUGAGAAGGAAGGGAAAAAAAAAUUAUUUCUUGAGCUCUAAUUAAGUGCUGGGUGCUCCGCUAAGUAAGUUUUAAGUCUUUUCAUUUUAUAGACAGAGAAAACAAGGGCAACUCGUUACUCUGAGCUGGAUAAACAGCUAAGUGGUUUUGUAAAUUCAACAGUCUGCGGAUUAGGUUGAGCGGGUUCCUUGGUGAAAACACUGUAAACAUUUAAGUUCUAUGAGCAGCAAACACAGUGCUUGCUCCCUGCGCCGGCCCUGCUGUGCGAGGUCCAUGGUUUGCCUCCUGCUGACGAUGUCCUCCAGGUAGACAUUCAUCUCUUGUCUUUUUCAUCCAGCCUCCUGCGAGUUCCGGCUCGCGGGCUUUGCAUCCUGGAAAGGGAAAAAAAUGGGGGUCUUAGCCGUGUAUCUCUGCUCUUACGCUUUGCUCACCAGCUGGGCAAAAACAGGAACUUCUGGCACCUUGGACCCCAAACCUAUACUGCUUAGUGAAUGUCUUUCGAAUGAGACGCUUUGUGAGUCUAUAGAAAACACCAGCGCUCUUGGACACCCUGUGGGGGGUCCUUUUUAAACAGUGCUGAGCAGACCCUGAGCUAUAACCAACUCCGAGCGUUAAUAUUUAUGCUGACAAGCUGGGCUUUCCUCUCGUUUGUAACAGGUUACAUAGACCAGCAGUGUGUAAGUCUAAGACAUUGCGGGUCUAUUAUGUGUUUUAUCACGCUGUUUUUUUAAAAUGACUUUUUAUCCUUUAUCUUAGCCAAGUAAAUACCAAAAAAGAAAUAAUAAAAUGAAUGCUUUGUAACUUGUACUUAGUUUGAGGAAAAAAUGAAUUGAAAUUGUUAUGCUUUUGUAUUCCAUUUCAUGCAAAUAAAAAUAUUUUUUUCUUAAA